Molecule: messenger RNA, 1857 nt
Organism: Tachysurus vachellii
Lineage: Eukaryota; Metazoa; Chordata; Actinopteri; Siluriformes; Bagridae
Exons: 2
Coding region: 258-929 (223 amino acids)
Source: RefSeq, a predicted model, not a curated record
AAAGGGAGAGAGAGAGAGAGAGAGUGAGAGAGAGAGAGAGUGAAACAACAGGGUUAUAAAAAGGAGAACUGCAAAAAGAAGAAAUCAAAGGGACGUUUAAUUCAGACAACAAUCACCUAGAUAUAAAAAAAGGAAAGCCGACAUUUUCCGGACUGAUUAUCGGCUAACAGAAGAGCGGCUAAACUCUCAGGAUAAGGACAGAUUGGAGAAAAGGACAAAUAAGCACACAUUUACACAAGGCACCAAGAGUGUGAGCCAUGGCUGGUGAAAUCAGGACAAACCUCCGUUUCCUGCUCAUAACCUACCCAGAGGAUGUGAAAGAUAAACAUGAAUAUAAACACGAGCAACUGAGAAAACACCCAGAAACUCUCCGAGCAGAUAUAUCUAGAAAAGACAACGUCACUAAUCUCCUGUUCUACACUCAAGACACUGAAGCCUGGUACAAGGCUCUCUGUAGCCACUACACAAACCAUACAACAAGAAAUAUAAAUGAUGGCAGACAGAUAAAAAUAGAGGGAAAUGACACGGACUCUAGUCCUCUGACUGUGAACAUCUACCGCAGUGGAACAGUCAUGUUCCAGGGAAGUGAAGCCAGACUCAGUUCUGUUCAAGAUGACUUUGAAAUCUUAAAAGCCCUGAGUAGGAUUCAGCGCCAUGGGCACCAAGACCACAACCCAGGGCACCAAGACCAGGACCGGGGGGACCAAGACCAGGACCAGGGGCACCAAGACCACAACCCGGGGAACCAAGAUUAUAACCCGGGGAACCAAGACCAGGGGCACCAAGACCAGGACCAGGGGCACCAAGACCAAGACCCGGGACACCGAGACCACAACCCAGGGCACCAAGAUUACAACCCGGGGCACCGAGACCACGACCCGGGGCACCGAGACCACGACCCCCAGCUAGAGCCAGCAAGCCGACAGUGAAGGCCAUGAAAGCCACAUGUAUGAUGUAGGCAUCUACAAGCAUCUACCAGCUCCAUAUACCAAUUAGGGUUGCAAAGGCUGGAAACUUUCCAUGGGAAUUAACGGGAAUAUAUGGAAAUAAACUGGGAAUUUAAAAAAAAAAAAUGCAGAGUUGCCUAUAACAAGGAACUUAAAUGUGCUUAAAAAAAUCUUUUUUUUUUUUCAUAAUUUUGUUUAAAACAACAAGACUUAAUGCCAUUUAAGUUGAAUUUGUACCCUGCGUUCCUCGGUCACUCGCACACUGCUUACUGGAGGGCCAUUGAGGCCAAACCCCCAGCAGGUACUUGUGUUCUUCCAUAACAUGCACAGUAACACUUUAUUUUAGGGUCAUUUAACUAGUUGCUUAUUAGCAUGAAUAUUAAUAGAAUAUUGGCUGUUUAUUUUUAAGUUAUUAAGCACAUAUUAAUGCCUUAUUCUACAUUCUGAAUUGUACCUAAGGUGGGGGAUGCUUUCAUUUUACAGCAAUUAUAGGGAAAUAUAUUUAUUACAAUUAUCAAGUUUAUUACAAGCAUAAUAAUGUUUAUUAUGCUUUUGUGUGACUCAAUGAAAUAAUCAAUUAAAGUUCUACUUACAAUUAAAUCAGUCAAGAGGUCAUUUUUUAAAUUUGUAUUACCUUACAUGCAUGUCUCUUAUGACCAAACAACAUGUUUAUUUAUGUUUGUAUAUGAUAUAGUUUAUGUAAGUGCACUAUAUGCUUGACUUUUAUUUUGUAUCUUUUUGAGAAUGCAUUUCCGGGUCAUGGUGCUUCAUUGGGGUUCAAGUGUAUAAAUCUCACUCCAUUUCCUGUUCCUUAGUGUGUAUGGGAAGAGGGGGGAAGUAAGUGGGAAAGCUUACUUUCUGUUGACCGUAAAACUUUAUUGGCGUAUUUUAAUGUGGCUUUCAUAUAGAC